Prorocentrum cordatum is the source of this 2367-nucleotide messenger RNA. NCBI's taxonomy places the organism in Eukaryota, Dinophyceae, Prorocentrales, Prorocentraceae. The record is from the annotation of a GenBank genome assembly.
AGCCGUGUUGGCUCAAGUCCUUUAGGAUGAAUCCAUUGUGGCUCAAAGUUGUAGCCCACAGCCACUGUUCGAGCUCGUAGCUGUAACCGGCAAGUUUCCCCACUCGAGGGGAAAUUCGCGAAGUUCCUGCAGAUGGGGAGCUCUCUCUCUUCAUGUUACGCAAGUAGCCACGAAUCAGAGACAACGAUCGUCUUGCCGGGCGUUGAGACCGUUGCCAUCGUCGGUGGGGGACUGGCCGGAUUCAUAUGUGCGUACUACUGCGCCAAGAACGGAAAGCACGUGGAGGUUUUCGAGCGGAAGGGUCAGGUCGGUGCAGCGACGGCGUAUGGCCCUGCAGGGGUCACGAUGUGGAAGCCCGUCAAGCGAGGCCUCAAGUGGUCCGGCACCGUGGAUCCACUUGCAGGAGGGUUUCAUGGCUUUGCUAACUACUUCGAGGGAUCCACAUGGCAGCUCCUGGAUAAGGACCCUCGCAGGCCAUCGCUGAUGCUCGCGGCCCAGCAGGUUCACGCCGAGUUCGUACGAGAGAACCCCGACGCCCAGAAUAUCAUGCACGACGAUGGCCUCAUGUACAUCUUGGACGAAGAGCUUUUCAAGGAGAACCAAGCUCUGUUCAAAGGCGACCCCUCGAUGGUGUUCUAUACGAAAGAUGAGUUUGAGAGGAGCGAGUGGUUUGCUCCGAUGUACGAGGGGUGCAGCUACUACGGGGUCCUGUGGUCCAAAGAGGAGGGCGCCAUCGACCCUCACCGGUUUGUGCUCUUCCUGUCCGAGAGGGUCCAGUCGAUGGGGGGCAAAGUCCACGUGAACAGCACCGUGACUCGCCUGGAGGAGGUCAACUACGCAGGCAAGGUUGUCGUUCACCUCCCGCCCAAUACGGCCCAAUCUCUCCCCUUCGACGCCGCCAUCGUGUCUGUGGGGGCCGCCACGCAUCCUGGCGAUCUGCUGCAGGCCAGCGGCAUCCAGGACCCCGUGGACGAGAUCUACGGGGUGAAGGGCUACACUGUUACUGGUCGGAUGCCAAAGGGUUUCUUAAAGAUGGGCGUAGUCGACGCUGUGGACACAAAGUUCAUCAGGCCGUGGAUUGACAAUCGGGGGCAAUUCUGCAUCCGGGCCGGCAGCAUUGCAGAUCCUUUUGAUCCAGACGAGCCUUACGCUAUCAAUUGGGAUCGCUUGGACGAGUUCAGGGAUAAUCAGUUUAUUCAACCGUAUUCGAUCACAUUGGGGAUACCCGUGGAGUGUCAGCACACCUUUGCUGCGCACGGCUUCGCGACGGCUUCGCGAACACCCACGGAGUGAACGCAGACGUUGUACAUGAUGCUGUCGUCGAGGAGGGGAAGCUAGAGGUCUGGACGGGCAUUCGGCCUGUGAACAGACAUGGGCGAGUUCCAUUAUUCCGCUGGGCGAACGGGACAACGCGGGUCCUCAUCGUUUCCGGUUUCGGCUCCAACGGCUACGUGAUGUGUUGGCACACGGGCCCGCGAGUCGCGAAAUUGAUGGGCUGAGCCUGCGCGCUGUAGCACAGCUCCGUGUAAUAACACUGUUCAUCAGCGGUUCGCCCAGAAGGCUCGCAGGCGAUGGUACCCCCAAAGCUGUGGUACUGGUCUCCUGUGUGACGGGGGCCCUCCGCCUCCCUCUUUAUUGGGCUGGCCUCCGGCCAAUCCAGUAAACCCUAAACUCUAAACCCUAAACCCUAAAACCUCUUGAGCGAGCUCAAGUCCACGCUCUCAGAAACUCACACGCCGGAUCGGCGGAUUCUUUCGGGGAAGUUUGAGGAGUGCGCGAGCCCUGCCUGGCGAGACAGCUGUCGCGAUCCUGAGAGCGCGCAUUGCGCCCAGCUCACGAGUCCUCGCCGAGGACCUGGGACGGCGUCGCACCGCGGAGGUCUCGCACCCCGCAGCGUGCUGCACGGGCCGCUCCCAGAAGUGCCUCCUCCUCGAGGGAGCGAGGGGCCGAUCUCCACCCCUCUUGCGGCAGCUGGCGGCAGGCCCGCCGAAUCCCCACGAUGGCCGUAAGCCGAGGGCGGCAAGUCGACCAGGAACUCUAUUCGAAGCUUGCCAGAGGCUGGCGGAGGCAAAGGAUCACCCCACGGAGCAGGUCGGCGCUGGCGUCCCCAGUGUGCCCGACAGUUGACCACGUGGUCCGCUCCUCCUGGUCCCAUGUCCAUGGUCGUGAUCUGCGGGGGGCUGGGCAGGUGGUGACUCAUCCUGCUCCCCCUCCUCCGCCUGAUCCUCCUCUGUCAGGGCGAGGGCGGGGAGGGCAGAGGACGGACCUCGGGGAUGCUCAUUGCGAGAGUCAUGCGCGACCGCCAGAUGCGAGGCCAGCCAUCGGGACGGAUUCGCACUGGUCCGUUCGAUGGGGUUGAAGAGGAGA